AUGCUGUUUGUAAAAUGGCGGACGAAGACUGCAAAAGGUGAACCGGUAUUUCGUGGAAUUGAGAAGCUGAAAGCUAUUUUUUAUCCACCAGUUUAUAGGCCAGGAAUGAAAGUUCGCUUAUAUUUUCACUGGUUUUCGAUGGUUGAUCAUGAAGAAGGCGUCCCACCGAUCGAAAACGUCGUAAUCCGCUAUAAUCCGGCAAUACCGCGCUGGCAGAAGGCAUAUUGCCUUGGGCAUUUCCUACUACUUCUGGCAAUAUUUUUCCAUUUUGAGUUCGACCGAGGCCAACUCUCCUACCUCGACUUUACGCUCAAACUAGCUUUCUUCGUUGCAACAAUGCAGUGUCUUGGCGCUUUCUUCGAUCGAAAGUUAGCUCUAUUUUAA
Gongylonema pulchrum is the source of this 384-nucleotide messenger RNA. NCBI's taxonomy places the organism in Eukaryota, Metazoa, Nematoda, Chromadorea, Rhabditida, Gongylonematidae. The record is from the annotation of a GenBank genome assembly.